UGGCGGUAAUGCACUAAUUCAGUUUGCCAAUUGUCAAUACAAAUCACAGAAGAAGACCAAGAGGACGACGACGACGACGACGAAGAAGAAGAAGAAGGAACGCACAGCUUUCGUUAGCGGUUUAUUUUCGACUUCAGGAUGGCUGGUGAUUCUUCUGAAAAAAGAGACCUGGAUGUCUCCGGGAGUAAAGAGCGAAAACGUAGCCGCUCACGUUCCCGGGACCGUGAUCGAAAGGGUUCUCCAGGGAAAGAACGCAAGCGCCAUCGCUCACGUGAACGGAAACGAUCACGAAGCCGCUCUAAAUCUGCAGACAGAGAUCGCAGACAGAAAGACAAAGAAAGAGACAGAGAGAAGGACAGGGAGAGAAGUCGUAAGGAUCGGGACAGCCACAGAGGGGCCAAAGACAAGAAUAAGAAAUCCAGGAGCACUUCACCUAAAUCCAAAGAUACAAAAAUUAAGAGAGAAAAAGAUGUGAAGAUGGAGGAAGAAGAUCAGGAAGAAAAGAAAAAAGAGAAGGUUCAGCCAUUGUCUUUGGAGGAGUUGCUGGCUAAGAAGAAAGCAGAGGAGGAGGCAGAGUCCAAGCCGAAGUUCCUGUCUAAGGCUGAACGAGAGGCAGAGGCUCUGAAACGCAGAGAGCAGCAGACAGAAGAACGGAGGCGGCAGAUUGAUGAGGAAAGGAGAAAAAGGAGGGUUUUUCAGGAUAUUGGAAGGAAGAUGUUGGAGGAUCCUCAGGAGAGGGAGCGGCGUGAACGCAGGGAGCGGAUGGAGAGAGAGAGCAAUGGAAAUGAAGAUGAUGAGAGUCGACAAAAAAUAAGGGAGGAGAAGGACAAGGGCAAAGAACUUCAGGCAAUCAAAGAGCGUUAUCUAGGUGGAAUGAAGAAACGGCGUCGCACAAGGCACCUCAAUGAUAGGAAGUUUGUGUUCGAGUGGGAUGCUUCUGAGGACACGUCAAUUGAUUAUAACCCAUUGUAUAAAGAGAAGCAUCAGGUGCAGUUAUAUGGUCGAGGAUUUAUUGCAGGCAUUGACCUCAAACAGCAGAAAAGAGAUCAGUCUCGUUUCUAUGGAGAUCUGAUGGAAAAGAGACGCACCAUGGAGGAAAAAGAACAAGAAGAGCAGCGUCUGAAGAAGAUGCGCAAGAAGGAGGCCAAGCAGCGCUGGGACGACAGGCACUGGUCUCAGAAGAAGCUGGAUGAGAUGACGGACAGGGACUGGAGAAUCUUCCGGGAGGACUACAGCAUCACUACUAAAGGAGGCAAAAUCCCUAACCCCAUCCGCAACUGGAAGGAAUAUGAGCUGCCCCCCCACAUUCUGGAGGUCAUUGACAAGUGCGGCUACAAGGACCCAACACCUAUCCAGAGGCAAGCCAUUCCUAUUGGUUUACAGAACCGUGACAUCAUUGGUGUGGCCGAGACCGGUAGUGGUAAAACUGCGGCCUUCCUCAUUCCCCUAUUGGUCUGGAUCACCACACUCCCCAAGAUUGACAGGCUUGAGGAUUCCGAUCAGGGACCAUAUGCAGUGAUUUUAGCCCCCACACGUGAGUUGGCCCAGCAGAUUGAAGAAGAGACCAUUAAGUUUGGCAAACCACUGGGCAUUCGGACAGUGGCUGUGAUUGGUGGAAUCUCCAGAGAGGACCAAGGUUUUAGACUUAGGAUGGGAUGUGAGAUAGUGAUAGCCACACCUGGUCGUUUGAUUGACGUGUUGGAGAAUCGUUACCUGGUACUCAGCAGAUGCACAUACGUGGUACUGGAUGAAGCCGACAGGAUGAUUGACAUGGGUUUUGAACCUGAUGUCCAGAAGAUUUUGGAACACAUACCUGUGACCAAUCAAAAACCAGACACAGAUGAAGCUGAAGAUCCAGAGAAGAUGACAUUAAAUUUUGAGUCUGGAAAACACAAAUACAGACAGACAGUCAUGUUUACAGCCACUAUGCCUCCUGCUGUUGAGCGAUUGGCCAGAAGUUACCUGAGGCGCCCUGCUGUGGUCUACAUUGGUUCUGCAGGUAAACCACAUGAGAGAGUGGAACAGAAGGUUAUUCUGAUGUCAGAAGCAGAGAAGAGGAAAAAGCUUUUGGAAGUCCUGUCACGUGGCUUUGAGCCUCCCAUCAUCAUUUUUGUUAACCAGAAGAAAGGGUGCGACGUAUUGGCCAAGUCCCUGGAGAAAAUGGGGUACAAUGCUUGUACACUUCAUGGUGGUAAAGGACAAGAGCAGAGAGAGUUUGCUCUGUCCAACCUGAAGGCUGGAGCCAAGGAUAUCCUGGUGGCCACGGAUGUUGCAGGAAGAGGUAUUGAUAUCCAGGAUGUCUCCAUGGUUAUCAACUACGACAUGGCCAAGAAUAUUGAGGACUAUAUCCAUCGUAUUGGCCGAACGGGUCGUGCUGGAAAGAGUGGGGUAGCUAUGACCUUCUUGACCAAAGAGGAUUCGUCGGUGUUCUACGACCUGAAGCAGGCCAUACUGGAGAGUCCUGUAUCUACAUGCCCGCCUGAGCUCGCCAACCAUCCUGACGCCCAGCAUAAGCCUGGCACCAUUCUCACCAAGAAAAGGAGGGAAGAAACCAUCUUUGCCUGAAAUGCAAACAUGACUUCAGUCAUACUUGACACUGUUGGAUAUCUCCGUCUUUUUCUCUUUCCAUUAUUCUAUUCUCUCUCUUCAUAUCCAUGCAGUUAAUCUCUGUCUCAUGACUGUAAUGGCUUUCUCAUUUCAUUCUCCAUUUGAUUCUGUGUACAUCUUUUUUCAGUGAUGGCCACAGAUCACUGUAGUCAUAUACUGUUAUUUGGCAGAAUACAAUCACAUGCACCAUUGACAUGAACAGUAGUACAAGCAUAUGUUUUCUCUUUUAUAUUGUUUGUAAAUGAUUACUCAUUUAAUAUUGUGUAAAAAAAAAAAAAAAAAAAAGAA
Molecule: messenger RNA, 2895 nt
Organism: Pangasianodon hypophthalmus (striped catfish)
Lineage: Eukaryota; Metazoa; Chordata; Actinopteri; Siluriformes; Pangasiidae
Gene: ddx23
Product: DEAD (Asp-Glu-Ala-Asp) box polypeptide 23
Exons: 17
Coding region: 139-2565 (808 amino acids)
Biological process (GO): mRNA splicing, via spliceosome
Cellular component (GO): catalytic step 2 spliceosome
Molecular function (GO): RNA helicase activity; ATP binding; RNA binding
Source: RefSeq, a predicted model, not a curated record